UUCAACAUCCAAAAGAUGAAUAACAUUGAGGCUUCUUUAUCGAUAAAAUCAACAAUUUUCUUCCUCAUGAUCUUAGUCUUUACUAGACCUAUAAUCUCCAAAGAUUUUCUUCAAUGCAUGGCCACCAGAUACUCUACCACAAUUGUUUAUACAAGAGACUCAACCUUAUACCCUUCUGUAUUCCAAAAAUCACAACAAAACCCAAGGUGGUUAAACUCUUCCUUGGCCUUCAAACCACUCUACAUAGUCACCCCAUCACAAGAACCCGAGAUCGGAGCUGCAAUCCUCUGCAGCAGAGAGCACGGGUUCCAAGUUAGAGUUCGAAGUGGUGGUCACGACUAUGAGGGCCUAUCCUACCUAAGCAGAACUCCUUUUGUCCUCAUUGAUCUCAUCCACCUUCGCAUGAUCACAUUCAACACGGAGGACCAGACGGCGUGGGUGCAAUGUGGGGCUACCCUAGGAGAGCUCUACUACAACAUUGCACAGAGAAAUAACACCUAUGGUUUCCCUGCUGGUGUGUGCCCUACUGUCGGGGUUGGAGGCCAUAUAAGUGGGGGCGGGUUUGGGACUCUGACAAGGAAAUACGGCCUGGCAGCAGAUCAUGUGGUGGAUGCUAGGUUGGUUGACGCGAAUGGUCAGGUUUUGGACAGGAAGUUGAUGGGAGAAGAGGUGUUUUGGGCUAUUAGAGGUGGUGGAGGGGCAAGUUUUGGGGUGAUUACUGCAUGGAAGAUUAAGUUGGUUCUAGUUCCAGUCACUGUAACAGUUUUUACAGUGCACAAAAGUUUGGAGCAAGGGGCUAAUAAGCUCAUUGACAAAUGGCAGUGGAUUGCAUAUAAGUUGCCUGAAGAUCUGUUCAUAAGGGUCAUAGUUCAAAAUAUAGGAGGGAAUUAUGGGGUAAAGAAAACUAUUCAAGCUUCUUUCAACUCAAUGUUUCUAGGGAAUAUUCAGAGCCUAAUCCCGUUAAUGAAGCAUAGCUUCCCUGAGCUGGAACUAGAGGAAAAAGACUGCAAGGAAAUGAGCUGGAUUGAAGCAGUCCUAUACUUUGCUGGGCAUCCAAGCGACACACCAAAGGAAGUUCUUCUAGACAGAGAUCAUCAACUUUACAAAAGCUAUUUCAAGGCAAAGUCCGACUUCAUAAACCAACCCAUACCUGAAAUCGCCUUUCAACAAGCGUGGGAGAGGCACUUGCAGGUAAACGAGGCCUACAUGGUGAUGGAACCACUAGGUGGGAUAAUGAGCCGCAUACCAGAAACCCAAAUAGCUUUCCCUCACAGAGGAGGAAACCUAUACAACAUACAGUAUAUAGUGAAGUGGAAAGUAAAUGAGGCUGAGGAAGCUAAAAGGCAUAUUCACUGGAUGAGAAUGCUUUACAAGUUUAUGAGUCCAUAUGUUUCUAACUCCCCAAGAACUGCCUAUUUUAAUUAUAGAGACCUUGAUUUGGGAAUUAAUGGGAUUCACGGAACUACAAGCUAUGUGGAAGCUGGGGACUGGGGUACAAAGUACUUCAAGAAUAAUUUCGAGAGGUUAGCUAAGGCGAAAAGAAGCAUUGAUCCAAGUAAUUUCUUCAGGGAUGAGCAGAGUAUUCCACCUUUUGGCUAAAUGGAGGAAAACACAUGCAACCUUGUGUCUGUCUAGUUUAUAGGCCAAUUACAUGUAAACUGAUUCCCACAAACAAAACUCAUCUAUGCAAAACAGGAAGCAGCAAAUGGUAACCAACCACCAC
Beta vulgaris subsp. vulgaris (sugar beet) is the source of this 1723-nucleotide messenger RNA. Its product is annotated as berberine bridge enzyme-like 22. Lineage: Eukaryota; Viridiplantae; Streptophyta; Magnoliopsida; Caryophyllales; Amaranthaceae. The transcript is spliced from 2 exons. Bases 16 to 1599 code for a protein of 527 amino acids. Gene Ontology annotation, molecular function: FAD binding; oxidoreductase activity. The record is from RefSeq and is a predicted model, not a curated record.